AUGUCUGAAGACAGUGAAGCAGAACACACUGAAGUUGUCACAGGUCCUCAGGAUUUUGACCAUACUCCUAGAAAAUUUAAAAGUAUAGCUAAAGUCUAUGAAAGAUGCAAUGUGUGCAUCAUUGAGCCUGAGUCAUUUGAAGAAGCUGUCAAAGAUGAUUCUUGGCAGAAAGCAAUGGAAAAUGAGAUUAACAUGAUAGAGAAGAAUGACACUUGGGACUUGGUUGAUAGACCAUCUGAUAAACCAGUUAGUGGAGUUAAAUGGGUGUAUAAAACCAAGUUAAACCUGGAUGGUUCUGUUCAGAAGAAUAAAGCAAGGCUUGUGGCAAAAGUAGCUUUGGCUGCACAUAAAGGAUGGAAGCUAUUUCAGUUGGAUGUUAAAUCGGCAUUUCUGAAUGGAGUGCUACAUGAAGAGGUUUAUGUUGAUCAACCACUUGGUUUUGUGAUUAAAAAUAGGGAAGAUGGAGUUUAUAGAUUGAAGAAGGCUUUGUAUGGUCUUAAACAAGCUCCAAGGGCUUGGUAUGAAGAGAUCAACUCUUAUUUUGAGAAGGCUGGUUUCAAGACGAGUCUUAGUGAGGCAACUCUAUAUGUGAAGUUUGCAGAGAGUGGAAUUCUUAUUGUUUCGCUCUAUGUAGAUGAUAUCAUCUAUACUAGAAGUUCUAGAGAAUUGUUGUUGGAUUUCAAGACUGAAAUGAUGAAGCAAUAUGAAAUGACAGACCUUGGUCUGUUACAUCAUUUUCUAGGGUUAGGAGUGAUACAAACUGAAACCUAUAUUUUCUUGCAUCAGAAGAAAUAUGCAAAGACUCUCUUGGAUAUGUUUGGCUUCAAGGAUUGCAAGUCAAUUGCUACUCCUCUUGCAGUGAAUGAGAAAUUGUCUAAGCAGGAUGGUAGUGAACAAGCUGAUGAAAGUUUAUACAGGCAGGUAGUAGGGAGUUUGUUGUAUCUGACUGCAACAAGGCCUGAUAUUAUGUUUGUUGCUAGUCUCUUAGCCAGAUUUAUGCAUGGUCCUACCAGAAAACACAUGGGAACUACUAAGAGAGUGCUUAGGUACAUACAAGGUACACUUGAUUAUGGCAUAGCCUAUGAAAGAGGAAAGGAAGCUGUGCUAAUUGGUUAUUGUGAUAGCGAUUGGUCAGGAAGUGAGGAUGAUAUGAAGAGCACUUCUGGAUAUGCGUUCCAUCUUGGAUCUGGUGUCUUUUCUUGGGCAUCAGUCAAGCAAAGCAGUGUAGCUCUCUCCACUGCAGAAGCUGAAUACGUGAGUGCAGCUGAAGCAACUGCACAAGCAAUGUGGUUGAGAGUGUUUGCUGUGGCACUUCAAAAAGCGGGUUCGCCUUCGAACUUGGAUUUUAAAUCUGAUGGUGUUGACAGUAAGAUAACCGGGUCGCUUAAGCCCGUGGACGUGCUUAUGCUUCCUUGGAUGUGUUGGGCUAUUUCCUGGAAUUCUAGGACUUCGAAAAUUUCCAAAGAGAAAACAGAUUUACCUCCGCCGGAUAUUAAUCAGAUUGUUUCGUCGGCUAUUGUUUCAUGCCCUGAAGUUGGCAGUGGCUUGAAUGUGUGGGAUUGCCAGCUCUCGGGUUUGGAAGUUGAACUUCCUGUGGGGAAGUUUCUUUCUUGGAUUUUGAGAACAGUGCCUAGUCUCCCAGAUUGGUUUUCACAGUUUGUGUAUGCAAUUCUCAAAAACUGUGUUUCUCACAAGGAUGGACAAGAAUGCUCAACUUCAUCACUGGUAGAGAAUUCUUCAACCAUGUCAUACAGUUCUCAUCUUUUGUCCAGUGGAAUAGGGGAGAUCGGGUUUGGGAGAGAGAGAAGGCGAGUGCCACUGUGCACUCGCGCACUCCUCGGGGUUUUGGGGUAA
Molecule: messenger RNA, 1854 nt
Organism: Prunus armeniaca (apricot)
Lineage: Eukaryota; Viridiplantae; Streptophyta; Magnoliopsida; Rosales; Rosaceae
Source: the annotation of a GenBank genome assembly